AUGGAAGAUAUAUUCAAACGUUUAUCAUGGGAAGAGAAGGGUAUCAAUAUAGACGGAAAACGCCUCAACCACUUACGAUUUGCGGACGACAUCGUUCUCUUCAGCAGUAACACAAAUGACUUGACAACAAUGAUUCAAGAACUGAAAGAUGCUUCCCAAGCUACAGCAGAGAUCACCGGAAGAAUCAAUCUCACCUGGAUAGCAUUCGGGAAACUUAGCUAUAUCUACCGCAACCCGACUAUACCAGUGAAUUUGAAAAAGAAGGUCUACAAUAUGUGUAUCCUCUCAGUAACAACUCGACUCGAGACUGUGGCACUUACAGUGGGCAGUGCAAAUCGACUCCGAGUCUGUCAAAGGGCAAUAGAGAGAACAAUGCUGGGUGUAAGCCUAAGAGAGAGGAUCAGAAACGAAGAGAUAAGGAGAACAACAAGGGUCUGUGACGUUGUAGUAGUAGUAGUUGUAGAGGAUAGUCUCAGGUGGCGUUGUGCAGGACCAAAAAAGGAACUCAUACCGGUGUUGUUUAGGAGGGGAGGAAGCUCUAUCUCAUCUCAUAAUCAGCUGCUCACUAAACCAUGA
Cylas formicarius (sweet potato weevil) is the source of this 576-nucleotide messenger RNA. RefSeq lists its product as uncharacterized. Bases 1 to 576 code for a protein of 191 amino acids. The transcript has 3 exons. The record is from RefSeq and is a predicted model, not a curated record. NCBI's taxonomy places the organism in Eukaryota, Metazoa, Arthropoda, Insecta, Coleoptera, Brentidae.